CAUCACCACUAGCAACAGCAACAGCAGGAAAGUGCAGCCGACAGUGAAAAUGUACCAGUCCCAGCCCCAAAGCUAUCGGUCCCAGCCCCCGGCUAAUGCCCAAAGCAGCAGCCCCAGCCCCAGCCCCAGCCACCGACAGACUCUAAGCCAGGCCAAGAUCAAGACCCACAGCCGCAGUCUCAGCCUCCAGAGCAAGCGCCAGCUGUUUGGCGCUUUGCUGGCCAUUUUCAUGUUGGCGGCGUCAACCACUUGUGGCGCCGUUACAGACUCGCCCAUCAAGAUCAUUCGACUGCCGGCGCAGGCGCCCGUGAUUCGCUACCGGAGUGCCGACGCUGCUCCGGAUUCGCUGCUCAUCAAUUACCGCCAGGAUGCCCAGCCGGAGCUGUCCUCCACUCUGAUGCAGGCUCCCGGAGCUGCGGCAGCCGCUCUGGAGUCCCUGCUGCGAGAGGAGACGGAGCAACAGCAGGCUCAGAUGGGUCGCCGAAAUCGGGCCAGUAGCUCCACCACCGGGAACUGCCCACGAUCCUGUCCACCGAGCAUCACUGUAGGAGCAGAGCCUGUUUGCGGUAGCGAUGGCCUCAUCUACGCCAAUCUCUGCGAGCUGCGCAAGAAGACCUGCUCUCGCAGCGGAGUCUCCCUGAUUAAGGAUGUGCGCGAUGGUUGUGAACGAUCGAAGGGCUCCGAUUGCAAGCAUAGAUGCAGCACGGAGAAGGAUCCGGUAUGUGGCACAGACGGACGCACCUAUCUCAACCGCUGUAUGCUAAGGGUCCAGUCCUGUCGGGUCGGACUGGCUGCCGUGAAACUGUCGCACGUGGGACCCUGCAGCAACACGAGUGCUGUCCGAGAGUCCUGUCCCGUGGACUGCAACAGUGCCCCGAAAGAUGGUCCUAUCUGUGCUUCGGAUGGAAAUGUCUACAACUCCACGUGCGAGAUGAAGCUGCAUACCUGUGGGCAGGGUGUGGUGAAGACCAGUCGGAAGCACUGCCAGUCGACUAGGAUGUGCCGAGAGUCCUGCUGGCGGGUGGCUAGACCCACCUGCGGUUCCGAUGGCAGGCUGUACGCUAGUCCCUGCAAGAUGCGCUCCUCCAACUGUGGCAAGCACGUCUUCGAGGUUCCACUGUCUUUCUGUAUGCCCCAGGAACGGCAUGGAAGCGCUGCCGACGCCUGUCCAACUGAAUGCCCCAAAGCUGAGGCAGAUGCUCCUUCCCAAUACAUCUGUGGCAGCGAUGGAAAUAUUUACUCCUCGCUCUGUGAGCUCAAAAUGCUGAAUUGCGGACCCCAAAGGAAGUCGAUCCAGAAGAUGAGCAUGGACAAGUGCAAGAACCGCCUAAGUCGAUGCAAGCAGCUCCCUCCCUGCAAGGACUUCAAUAACCUCUUUGGCUCCAUUUUCAGUUCCAAGAGAAACGACAAGCUAUGUGGCACGGAUGCCAAGACCUACAACAACGAGUGUGAGCUGGCGCAUGCCACAUGUCUUCGAGGCGUGAAUCUGGCCCACAUCGGCCCCUGCACGGAUCUGAACUCCCCCACCAAGGACUGCGGAGAUGCCUGCACUCGAGCCGACUUGGAGCAGCAACCUGUUUGCGGAUCGGAUGGCAACACGUUCGCCUCGAUGUGCGAAUUCAAGCGACGAACCUGCAAUCUUCGAGUGGUUCCCGUCUCUCUGAAAAACUGCGCCCUGACCGCCGACUGUGAAUCGGAUUGCGAUGCCCAGCCGCCGAAUUUCGUGUGUGGAUCGGAUAACAACCUGUACAAAUCCGAAUGCCACAUGCGAAAGGAGAACUGUGGCAAGCAUGUGUUCGUUGUGCCACUGAAACGCUGCCUGGCCGCUUUCCAGCUGAAGGGAUGUGCCCGCAUCUGUCCCAGGGAAUUCGAGCCCGUGUGCGGCAGUGAUAACAAAACCUAUUUGAAUGACUGCUUCCUGGAGAUCGAGAACUGCAGAGCCAACCAGACGGUGAACAUUAACUAUUACGGCGCCUGUGGACGCCCCGAGGCACCAUCGACUAAUUUCCUUUACUAAGGAGUGAGCUUGUGGCGCCCACAUUUCACUUGGCAUUUAAUAUUUUUAGGCUAUAGUCUUGUAUUGUAUUUUUUUAAAAGCGAUAUUUAUUGAGUUUGAAUUAAAGCCCCCCCAACGAACUUAAAAGGAA
This is a messenger RNA of Drosophila bipectinata, 2147 nucleotides long. RefSeq names its product agrin. Gene Ontology annotation, biological process: multicellular organism development; cell differentiation. Lineage: Eukaryota; Metazoa; Arthropoda; Insecta; Diptera; Drosophilidae. The record is from RefSeq and is a predicted model, not a curated record. Gene Ontology annotation, molecular function: protein binding.